AAAACAAAACAGAAUCUCAAAAAAAAAAAAACCAAACUCUCUCUCGAUGUCUGAUCCAGAGAUAAACUUCUGGGGAGACACACCAGAACAAGACUACUUCAAACUCAAAGGCAUCACCGGCUCCAAAUCCCACUUCACAUCCCCUCGUGGUCUCAACCUCUUCACCCGCUCAUGGCUCCCCUCUUCUCCUCCACGUGGCCUCAUCCUAAUGGUCCACGGCUACGGCAACGACAUCAGCUGGACAUUCCAGUCCACAUCAAUCUUCCUCGCUCAAAACGGCUUCGCCUGCUUCGCUCUCGACAUCGAAGGCCACGGCAGAUCCGAAGGCGUACGCGCCUACGUCCCCUCCGUUGAUGACGUCAUCAACGACGUCAUCUCAUUCUUCGACACGAUCAAGAAACAACCAAAGUACCAAACUCUCCCGCGGUUUCUCUUCGGAGAAUCAAUGGGAGGAGCGAUCUCUCUCCUCAUCCACUUUUCUGAUCCGUUAGGGUUCCACGGAGCGGUUCUCGUCGCUCCGAUGUGUAAAAUCUCCGACAAGGUGAGACCAAAGUGGCCGAUCGAUCAGUUCCUCAUAACGAUCUCGAGAUUCGUUCCGACAUGGGCCAUUGUUCCGACAGAGGAUCUGUUGGAGAAGUGUAUCAAAGUCGAGGAGAAGAAACCGGUAGCGAAGAGGAAUCCGAUGAGGUAUAGUGGGAAGCCGAGGCUGGGGACGGUGAUGGAGCUGCUUAGGGUUACGGAUUACUUGGGGAAGAAGCUAAAAGAUGUGAGUGUUCCUUUUAUUGUGUUGCACGGAAGUGCGGAUGUUGUGACGGAUCCUGAGGUGAGUAGGGAGUUGUAUGAGAGUGCUGAGAGUGGAGAUAAGACGUUGAAGAUUUAUGAUGGGAUGAUGCAUUCGAUGUUGUUUGGUGAGACUGAUGAGAAUGUUGAGAUUGUUCGUAAGGAUAUUGUUGGUUGGUUGAAUGAUAGGUGUGGUGGUGACAGAACCUAGGGUUUGGAUUCUCUGUUUUGUUUUGAUGAUUUAAUGUUGUGUAUAGUAUUCAUGUUUUAUCAAGAAACAAUGUAUUUGGGGUUUAAGUGGCUAGAUAUUGAUAUGUAUAUCAAUCACAUUGUUCUUGCAUAUUUUUCUUGAUAAUGGUCAAUUUUAAGCUCAGUUUCUUUAGUUGAAUAGUUUUCUACUGUAUUUUUCUUGCCAACAGCUCAUGGGGCUAUUGAAUUGAUUUUGAAGUUUGUUUGGUGUUUUGAUUAAAUAACCACAAAAGUUGCUUCUUUGGAUG
This is a messenger RNA of Eruca vesicaria subsp. sativa (arugula), 1277 nucleotides long. Lineage: Eukaryota; Viridiplantae; Streptophyta; Magnoliopsida; Brassicales; Brassicaceae. The record is from the annotation of a GenBank genome assembly.